UAGCAUCCAUGGAGAUUUAGGAACAGUGGAGGAUAACGGCCAAGAAGAAGGAUUUGGAAGAAUCAGAGAGAAGAAUGGUGCCAACAAAAAUCAGGUAAUAUCAAAAGUUGGAAAAAGGAUGGCUCCAAGGGGUGGAUCAUCGCAAGAUGUUCCUAUGGAGAGCAUGUAGCGAGUGACCUUUUACCAACCAAGGAGAAUCUUCUGAAAAAUAGUUCACGACUUCGCGUGACAUAAAACGGUUACCAAUGGCCUUGUAAGUUGUAAGAGAUUGGAGGAAGAAAGAGGUAAAAGUGGGAGAAAGAGAGGAGGACAAUGUCGAUUGGGUGGUGAUGGGUGGCAACAGCUUGUAGAAGAGACGGUGCUCGUGCUGACCAUCAACGUUUACCAAUGGCCUUGUAAAAGUUGUAAUUUAAUGGAUUCCAGACAUGAAAUUCUUUAUUGACAUAAUGGACAAUUUCCCUGGUUGGAACUAGGGCCCUGUUAGCUUUCAUGGCUUCAACCUCAGAGCAAACAACUUGUGAGACUAUGAACAGUGAAAAAUAUGCUGAUGUCAACUGGGAUGAACUUGGAUUUAGUCCAAUUCCAACGGAUUACAUGUUUGUGAUGAAAUGCUCUGAAGGAGAAAACUUUUUACAAGGAAAUCUCACUCCCUUUGGGAACAUUGAGCUGAGCCCAUCUGCCACAAUCUUAAACACUGGACAGGGAAUUUUUGAAGGUCUUAAGGCGUACAGGAGAGAAGACGAUCGUAUCACGCUCUUCCGGCCUGAACAGAAUGCUAUCCGCAUGAAGAUGGGUGCAGAGAGAAUGUGUAUGCCAUCACCAUCUACCGAGCAAUUUGUUGAUGCUGUAAAGCAAACGGUCCUCGCCAACAAGCGUUGGGUGCCGCCUCCAGGAAAAGGUUCACUGUAUGUGAGGCCUUUGCUCAUGGGAAGUGGAUCUGCUAUUGGCGUUGUGCCAGCACCAGAAUACACAUUCCUAAUAUACACUUCUCCGGUUGGCAACUAUUAUAAGGGUGACACAUCUCUAAAUGUGAUUGUUGAGGAGAAGUUUCGUCGAGCUAUCCCUAGUGGAGCUGGAGGUGUCAAGGCAAUCACCAACUAUGCACCGAUUUUCCAAGCAGUUACUCAAGCAAAGACCAAAGGAUUCUCCGAUGUCUUAUUCCUAGAUGCGAAGACUGGAAGAAAUGUUGAGGAGCUUUCUUUAUGUAACAUUUUCAUUGUGAAGGGUAAUGUUAUUUCAACUCCUGCUAUGCUAGGAACUAUUUUGCCAGGAGUUACACGAAAAAGCAUCAUUGACAUUGCCCUUGAUUCUUGUUACCAGGUGGAGGAACGUGUUAUUCCAGUUGAGGACUUGAUGGAUGCUGAUGAAGUUUUCUGUACAGGAACUGCAGUGGUCGUCAACUCCGUUGGUAGUAUAACUUACCAGGGUAAAAGGGUUGAAUAUAAAACUGGAGUGGAAUCAGUGUCCCAGAAACUUUAUGCAACGCUAACGGGAAUUCAGAUGGGUCGUAUUGAGGACAAGAUGGGAUGGACUGUCGAGGUGGAUUGAGCUUCAAUCGUUAAAUACAGUUUGUGUUGGAAGUUGGUGGACUUGCAUACACUCACAAACACACGAGUGGACCUACAUUUAUUUGUUAUUUAGGGUAACUUCACUUUAGACUCCUGAAUUACCGCACGAUUUGA
This is a messenger RNA of Corylus avellana, 1682 nucleotides long. Its product is annotated as branched-chain-amino-acid aminotransferase 6. The record is from RefSeq and is a predicted model, not a curated record. Gene Ontology annotation, biological process: branched-chain amino acid metabolic process. NCBI's taxonomy places the organism in Eukaryota, Viridiplantae, Streptophyta, Magnoliopsida, Fagales, Betulaceae. Gene Ontology annotation, molecular function: branched-chain-amino-acid:2-oxoglutarate transaminase activity.